Molecule: messenger RNA, 918 nt
Organism: Diospyros lotus (date-plum)
Lineage: Eukaryota; Viridiplantae; Streptophyta; Magnoliopsida; Ericales; Ebenaceae
Product: germin-like protein
Exons: 1
Coding region: 32-700 (222 amino acids)
Cellular component (GO): cell wall
Molecular function (GO): manganese ion binding
Source: RefSeq, a predicted model, not a curated record
GACUGGAGCACACCUUCCCUUACACAGAUCGAUGGAAUCAAAUUCAAACUCAAACCCCAUUAAGAUGUUUCUCCCAAUCCUCUUCAUCAUCUCUUUCCUUGUCUUCUCUUCUUCCCAAGCUUCGGUGCUCGACUUCUGUGUUGCAGACCUAUCACUCCCCGAUGGACCUUCAGGCUACUCUUGCAAGGACCCCAAUAAAGUUACCGUCGAUGACUUUGUUUACUCCGGCUUGGCCAGCCCCGGCACCAUCUCAAACCUCACCAAGUCUGCCACAUCCACCGCCUUCGCCGACCAGUUCGUGGGGCUGAAUGGGCUCAGAGUCUCCAUGGCCAGGGCUGACCUCGAGGUGGGCGGCGUUGUGCCCCUGCACAGCCACCCCGGAGGGUCGGAGAUCGCAUUCGUCGUCUCCGGAACGAUCACCGCCGGGCUGAUAUCUACAACGGCGAACAAAGUUUACGUCAAGACCCUGAAGAAGGGGGAGAUGAUAGUUUUCCCGCAAGGGUUGCUGCAUUUUUUUGUGAAUUCCGGGAACAGGAAAGCUCUUGUGCUGGUGAGCUUCGGCAGCUCGAGUCCCGGCCUCCAGUUCGUUAAUAAUGCCUUGUUUGGGAACGAUUUGCCGACAGAGUUGUUGGCGAAGGCGACCGUGCUUGAUGCUGCGGAGAUCAAGAAGCUCAAGGCCCUCGUUGGGGGCUCCGGUUAAGGCCCUCUUCUCUAUUGUUGCUGCUAUCAUUUAAUAUACCCAAAACAAUAAGCAUAUCUCUGUUGUUGUGAUGAUAUAAUAAUUUUCAUUUCAUUUCAUUUUAAAUGCAAAUGUUGUUAAGGCCCCUUGUAACUGCCGUCAGCCUCUUCUUGUUGCAAUUAAUGCAUGCGCGCGAGCAAUCUACCCAAUAACUGUAUGCAAAUGCUUUAUUUUCUUGA